CUUUCGACGAAAAUUGAUCAUAGAGAAGUCUACCUUGUAGACCUCUCUCUCAAAUUCGAUUCCCAUUUAUUGUUUACCAACAUCAAUUAUGCGUCUCUCUCGUAGUCCUACCCCUUUUGUUCUCCUCCUUCUCGUUGUUGUUGCACCAGCGGUAUCGGCUGAUGUAGCUAUCUUGAGAACGGAUUAUUACCAAAAAACAUGCCCCGACUUCAACAAAAUCGUGCGUGAAGCCGUUUUAACCAAGCAAUCUCAACAGCCGACAACUGCUGCCGGAACACUCCGUCUCUUCUUUCACGAUUGUUUCCUUGAAGGUUGUGAUGCGUCUGUUCUGAUAGCGACCAACUCGUUUAACAAAGCGGAACGUGAUGAUGAUCUUAACGACUCCCUCCCAGGAGAUGCUUUCGACAUUGUCAAUCGCAUUAAGACAGCUCUCGAGCUGUCUUGUCCUGGUGUUGUGUCAUGCGCUGAUAUUUUAGCGCAGGCAACGCGUGACCUUGUCACAAUGGUAGGAGGACCUUACUUCGAUGUAAAGCUUGGUCGUAAAGACGGACUCGAAUCCAAAGCCCAUAAAGUCCGAGGAAACGUCCCGAUGCCUAACCAGACGGUCCAUGACAUUCACGGGAUGUUCAAGAAAAACGGUUUUAGUCUACGUGAGAUGGUAGCGUUAAGCGGAGCUCACACAAUCGGAUUUUCUCACUGCAAAGAGUUUAGUGACCGUCUCUACGGGUCAAAAGCUGAUCCAGAAAUCAACCCGCGAUUCGCAACCGCUCUGAAAGAGCUAUGCAAAAACCACACCGUGGACGACACAAUCGCAGCGUUUAACGACGUGAUGACUCCGGGAAAAUUCGACAACAUGUACUUCAAGAACCUAAAACGAGGACUAGGGCUAUUAGCUUCCGACCACCUCCUUAUUAAAGACAAUAGUACGAAACCGUUCGUUGAGCUUUACGCAACUGACGAGAAAGCAUUCUUUGAAGAUUUCGCAAGUGCGAUGGAGAAACUUGGUACGGUUGGUGUUAAGGGGAAUGAAGAAGGAGAAGUAAGACGUAGGUGCGACCACUUCAACAAUCUAAACGUAUAAGCAAAGGAAAAUACGAAAACAAAAUGAUAAUAUUUAUGUUAUUUAUUUGCGGAGAGAAAGGAGAAUUGUGCAGAAGAAAGGUUUCGUUGGUAUUAUAUGUGUUUAAAACUAUGUAUCGUAAGCAAGGUACUGUAACAAUUCAAUAUAAGAUGUUUGUUUUUUCAUGAAAUUGUUAACUGUUAUCUAAAAUUAUAUUAUACAUAGAUGUAUCGAACUAUUGUAGUUUAACAUACAUUGUAUUAAAUUAUUCUGUUAGCAAUAUACACCAAUUAAAUUACUCUGUUAGCAAUGAUAGUAAGGCAAAGUAACAGAAUCACGACUAUAGGAGUUUUGAAGUAUAGGUUGCUGUAAAGAAAUGGAAUAAGAAUAGGAGUAGAAGUCUAUUUAGCUUAAAGUCUCACUUGAUGUAAAAAGAUUUUUUUUUUGAUGAAUAAAAUUUAACAUUCAUUAAAAAAACAGAAUCAUGACUAUAAAAUCAUAUGUUUGAUAAAACUAUUAGGUCUCCAAAAACGGUAUAUAUAUGCAAACGUAAAUGGGCUGCAAAUUAAUGAGUCAGAUGUUUAUAGAAUACAAAAAUUCGAGGAAUUUUUUGCUUUGAAAUUAAGUUUCUUACCUUUCACCUUAUUGUUUUUACAAAUCAUUCUAAGAGAUAUAUUCAAAACCUAUCGCAUAGUGUUUUCUUUGAACUUUGGAAAGCAAACUAUAUGUUCAUGUUCAAGGAAUUUAAAUGACGAGUCAUAUAAAAUAGUUUUGUAAUGAAGAAAUAAAUAGACCCACAAACUAAGAUUGACCCAGGAAAUAAGGCAACGAAGCAAGUGGAGUGCCGAAGCGACACAUGAGCAAUCUAAAAAAGGAUGUGGUUACGCCCACCUUAGCAGAUUUUUUUUUUGCUUAUAUAUGGGAUCACAAGUUACCAUCACACGACUCAUAAAAAACACACAAUGAAAAUGUUGAUGAACCUCGUUACGUUUGUUCUUCUCUUCAAUGGUUGCGCGGCCAACAAAGUGGCAGAUGCUCUGAUUCAAAAAUCUUGCAAGGAUGUUCCAAAGUUUACAGGUUUGGUAAGCCAAUGGCCAAAUUUCGAAAAGGAUUGCGUUGCAUCUUUCAAAAAGAAUCCGGAGAGCCAGAAAGCGAGAAAUAUCGAUGAUUUGAUCAUGGUAGGAGCAAAUAACGCCAUCUCAUACUUAAAGAACGUGAAAAGAAUUGUGGAGAAGAUUAUAAAAGAGAGGAAAUAUAAGAGUAGUCUUAGUAAGAAGUCGUUAGAAGAUUGCCUCAAACUUUACUCCAAGAGCUCUCACUUAUUAAUCUCAGGUUUGAGUUACCUCAAACAGGGGAAUUUCGAUGAGGCUAAAAAUGCUUUUAAAGAUGCACAGGAAGCACCGAUAUUUUGCGAAUUGAAAUUCAACGGCGACAAUCAACAAAUAUC
Molecule: messenger RNA, 2507 nt
Organism: Brassica napus (rape)
Lineage: Eukaryota; Viridiplantae; Streptophyta; Magnoliopsida; Brassicales; Brassicaceae
Product: peroxidase 65-like
Exons: 1
Coding region: 89-1081 (330 amino acids)
Biological process (GO): hydrogen peroxide catabolic process; response to oxidative stress
Molecular function (GO): heme binding; peroxidase activity
Source: RefSeq, a predicted model, not a curated record